AUGGCGCUCGCGCACCUCACGAGUGCACACCAAAGUGCGCUAUUUGCGCCGGACCCCGGGGACCGGAGCUGUAAGGAGCGCUACAGGGCGCCACCACCCAAAUCGCCCACCCCUCCACUGGAGAGCCAACCCGGCCCCACGAAAGGCAAACGCCAGCGACCACGGAAGCCGAGGCCACCCGACACCCGGGCUUCACAGCAGGUGACUCCAUCUCCUGCCACCAAAUCUCAUCCACCCCCUCAUCCUGGAGCAGGGACCCCCGGGCCUUCCAAGCGAGGCCUCACUUCGCCGGGACCUCCCACCGAGAGGUCUCCAUCGAGGCAGGGCCUACCUGCCUCCUCCACAUCCCACCCGCCGCCACCCAGACUCCAGCCUGCUACCCAAGGGGAACUCACAUGGGCUGCUCGCAUCCAACAAGGACCUCAGGCAAUGGAGGCGCUCGUGAACCGCUCGUCCCCACUUCCUACCUCGACACCUUCCGGGCCAGCACCGGAAGCGAUGGACAGUGCCCCCUCUGAUCAAAGGGACUGCACGGCACUCCUCGCUCCGAUUGAAGCGCGUCUCAGCAACCUGGAGGGCCAAAUGGCCUCCAUAGUAACCACUAUCGGGGAUAGACUCGCUGCUGCCAUUCAAACCGUAUUCGACCGCAUCCCGGCCAUGAUAGUGGCCCAGCUGCCCAAAAUCGUUUCCAGCACCCGUAGACCCUCCACCAAGCUUAAACGGGUGAAUAAAUCUCAGAUGCAACGGCCACUACCUCAUAUGGCCGAGGCUGAUCGGCACCCUGUCAGUUUGACUGCAACCCCGGAUAAUAGCCCCAGAACGAGCAGCGGAGCGCCUAUGGACCUCUCUGCUCUACUGGAAGCCACCCAAAAUUCUAAUCCCCAAGAUGGCGGGCCACGGCGCUAA
Dermacentor silvarum is the source of this 906-nucleotide messenger RNA. RefSeq names its product basic proline-rich protein-like. The transcript has 2 exons. Lineage: Eukaryota; Metazoa; Arthropoda; Arachnida; Ixodida; Ixodidae. Bases 1 to 906 code for a protein of 301 amino acids. The record is from RefSeq and is a predicted model, not a curated record.